GUUGCUUACUAUAUCAGUCUUAAGUAUCAUUGAAGGCAUCUUCAGCUGUUCCGUUUUAAACUUGUUUUAGAAUAUUGUUAAAUAUUUUAUCUAAAAGUUAAGGACUUAGAAAUAACUGACUUGAGAUUUAAAGCAGAUGGAGUCUGGCUUCCACGUGGAACGUUAGCAGCUCGCUCCCUUCAAAGUUUAAUCUAGUGAACGACCAAACCACUUCUGAAAAUUCUGAAGACUUUUGUUCAUAACCUGUAACUUCGGCGCUCGAGCUUCAAGAACAUUCUGGACUGACGCAUUUUCAGAAAGAGACGAGACAAAAUGACGUCCACCACGGUUCACUAUGAAAAUGAGUGUCAACCAACGAGUGUGAAUACGAUUUCUUUGCCUGUCGUCCACAGCAGCAGGACAGCGCGUCCGAUAUACUCCACAAACUGGUCGCAAUACCAAUACCUGGAAAAAGAAUUAGCAAAGCUUGGGUACGAUGAAGAAAAUCCACCGCCGGCCGAUCUUCUCGAAUUGCUCAAAACAAAGCACAAGGACUAUGAACCAAACGAGGAGAGGAAAGUUUGUUCUUCUCCAGCAAGAGAGCGAAAAGAUAUCAAAACGUGUGAGAGCAUGCAUGAAGCCAUUCUUUCCCCCAGGAAAGAAAUAAAACCCAGCCCAUACAGCAUUACAUACAAAAGAAGCCAAAAAAUCGUUGUGCCUCGUUACGUAGAUGUCAACUCGUUACCUAAAAACACUGUUCUAGGAGUUCCGUUUAAUACGGCAAGUCUGCUCUUUCGACAGUGUCAACAUCAGACGUUGAUGACGCAGGACGACGAAGAACUACAACAGCCAACCAAAUAUUCCGAGAUGAAAAAGACAGCCGUCGGAGGAAUUGAAGAUUCAAAGAAUACCGAAGAAGCGGAAUCUGAAAAAGCUAUUGGCAUGAAGUCCGCUGGACUGGAUUCUCAUAACUUAGAUUCUAUAGAAUACAAUACAGAGUAUUUCCAGCAACAUUAUGAACAGCCACUCGACAAAUAUGAUGCUAUCAAUAAUUUUAUCGCUGCAGCUCGUCAUGAUGCUUCUGACACGAGAAGCAUUGUCUCUAAUGCAUCAAGCAACUGUACCGAGAGUGCCGACCUUCAAUAUUCACGCGAGCAGGAAGAAAUGUAUCCUAAUGCACUGUUUCGGCCUUCCCCCACCAAGUCUAAGAGUGAAUCUUUAAUAGUAGAGCCUCCAACCUCACCGUCGAGUGUUGCAAGAGAGUCUUUCUUCUCCGGAAAUCAACUGCAGUUUGCGACACUCCAAGCCCUCCAAAAAUAUUUGAUAGCCCGAAGUUCCUCAUUGGUCGGUUUUAACUCGGGUUACGGUUAUGCUUUUGAUACUUCCAGCUGUUCCUCGAUUAUUGCAAACUCCAAUAGUGAGAGUGCCGACCUUGAAUCAGCAUGCGAGCAGGAAGAAAUGUAUCCCAGUCUGGGGAGAAACUAUUCCCCCGUGACUGCUCACAAUGACUCUUUAAGAGUCGAGCCUCCAACCUCGCCUUCACGUGCUCCAUCAGAGUCCUCUGAAAAUCUACCUCAAUCCUCAUCAGUCUGCUACACGGGCUGUGGCUCUACACCAUAUUUCUUGUCGGCGAGUGCUGCUGCGAAUUUUUGGGAUGAUCCAUCAGGCUCAGACGAACUUCCAAAAGUCAAGGCUAAUUCUGCGCAUUUUAGUAACUUAAAUAAUUUAUCUGACUCUCCACCGACGAAAACUUCUUCAAUCACCAUUGGUUCUGCAUCAAAAUAUUUCCCGCCUGUGGCAAAAACACAGGAACAAUUCGCCCCAUAUUGCUCUAUUUCCUGCACCACUACCGAAAAACGUCUGAAUUCGGAGACUUGUCUUCCAUCGCGCAAUGGGAUCGCGCACGAUGAUGCUUCAUGUGAUUCUAGAAUGUGCGAUCCAUCUUCUGGAAAUAUCGCUCGGACCAUUGCAUCAAACAUCCACUCAAUAACCCAUAAUACCACUGAAUUUAUUCCUUCUUCAAACUCAAAUGAAGCGCUUCCUUCGAGUUACGACUUCGCCACUGGGUAUAUGCCAGCGUAUCAAGAGGCCUCUAAUUCCGUUGUCUCUGGCCCCGAGACCCAGUAUAAGCUCAUGCACGGGCAAACAAAUAAAUGUCAUGCCUCAGACAAUGACUUUUGUAUCUCACAUGUUCGGUAUCCCACUAUUACUACUACUGAUCACGGGUCUUCGACCCACCCUACAACAUCACCCUACGCACCUGUAGCUUCUUCAUACGCUACACCAGCACUUAACUCAUCGACAACAGCUUCACGUCUGCCACGGAAUAGUAGCAACUCGUUUCAUUCUUCUAUUACCCAGCCAAAUUUAAAUUAUCAAUUCGAUGUGGAUUAUUAUCCGUAUCUACUGACACCGCGUGCAGAGAAUGGUUUGAACGAGCUGCCUGGGAGCCGACAAGAAAUAUUUUCGGCAGCUCAUAAGUCGGGAGAGCCGAAGAGAGCGCCAGAAAGCGUUGUUGUGGACAUCGGUUACAGUGACUAUGUGAGCCCCUCAAGUAAACCAAGCACAGUUGGAGGUUUCUUGUCUAAGCUCUGGAAGUAACUGUGACUUUUUCCUAAAAGUCGCAAAUGUAUUCCAAGAGUUCUAAAUUGUUGAACACAAAUAAGGAGUAAAUGAUAAGCUGGACAGGCAUCGAUAUCAUCCUUGUGUACUUUCCCUGUUGUUUUAAUCUAACAUAAAUAAAUGAUAGAAAAUUA
Molecule: messenger RNA, 2735 nt
Organism: Hyalella azteca
Lineage: Eukaryota; Metazoa; Arthropoda; Malacostraca; Amphipoda; Hyalellidae
Exons: 3
Coding region: 313-2580 (755 amino acids)
Source: RefSeq, a predicted model, not a curated record